AAGAGACAGACUGAUUGCCCAAAGUAGUUGGCGUGUCGAGCGGAGCCCAUGACGAACUCUGGAGUGGUGCUCUACACUUCCAUGGGGGAGAUUGAGGUGGAGCUGUACUGGAAUCACGCGCCCAAAACAUGUAUGAAUUUCUACGAGCUUGCCAAGAGAAGCUAUUAUGACAACACGCUGUUCCAUCGCAUUGUAACUAACUUCAUCAUCCAGGGCGGUGACCCAACUGGGACCGGAAGAGGGGGCGAAUCCAUCUAUGGUCCGACCUUUGAGGAUGAGAUUCAUCCAGGCCUGAAGCAUGUGGGCGCUGGCAUUCUGUCCAUGGCGAGUUCGGGACCUGACAGCAACGGAUCGCAGUUUUUUAUUACCUUGGGGCCACAGCCGUCCCUGGAUGGGAAGCAUACCAUCUUUGGGCGGGUCAGUCGGGGCAUGAAGGUGGUGCAGAAGUUGGGGUCCAUUGCCACCAAUGCCCAGGACAAGCCCAUCCAGGAGGUGAAGAUCCUUCGGGCAUCUACGGCGCUGGCAGCAGACGCCAAUCUGGGCUUGUGAAUCGGGAGGGAAAGGGCACGUCACUACUUCACUGCUGCAUACGUCACUGC
Molecule: messenger RNA, 599 nt
Organism: Effrenium voratum
Lineage: Eukaryota; Dinophyceae; Suessiales; Symbiodiniaceae
Source: the annotation of a GenBank genome assembly